Molecule: messenger RNA, 3195 nt
Organism: Seminavis robusta
Lineage: Eukaryota; Bacillariophyta; Bacillariophyceae; Naviculales; Naviculaceae
Source: the annotation of a GenBank genome assembly
AUGGCUCGUGGUAGUAGAAAGCAGCAGAUAAUUGGCCGCACUUGUCUGCUACCCAUCCUAGUCGCGAUCCUUUGUCCCACGGCCCAAGCUCUCGUGGGUCGUCCUGCACAGCAUCAUUUGUCCACACAUCAUUAUUUUGGUACCAGUGGACAACGGUAUCAUCAUUAUUCCCACCUGAUAUCCAAUGAUGCGAGAAGAAGAAGGAACGCUUUUGGGGUAGUGCUACAAGCAGAACGAGAAGUUGAAUAUCUAAAUUCAGAAUCUGAGGGAUUGGAGCAAAACAAUAACAAUGAUGAAGAUGGCGGCAAAGAAGAAGAUGAGGAGGACGAGGAGGAAAUGAUAUCAUCUGGAGAAGAUUACGGAAAACAAUCACUGCUGGAAAUUUACGCCCGCGAUCGAAAAUGGCUGGAAAAGGCCACCGACAUGAUCCUAGAUCACCCCCUGGGAGAAUUGACACCCGAUGAUAUUGACAACAUGACCACAUUAAUGGCGGCAUGGGUACAUCGACGAUCCGCCGAAGGAGCCAUUGCCGUCGAACGACUACUCAAACGCGUCGUGGACGACAUGAGAGCCGACAAUCCACAAAUUCAAGUCAAUCCGAGAAUGUACGAACUCGCCAUGGAUGCAUGGGCUAGAAGUGGAGCAUCGGGAUCGGCCGAACGAGCCCAACAAAUUCAUGAUAUCAUGGCACAGACGUAUGCCGAUACGGGGGAUCCCACCAUGCGGCCCACCACCAAUACGUACAAUAUUCUCAUUGCGGCCCAUGGUAAACGAGGGGAUGGACUCGAUCAGGCGGAAACUAUCUUGCAAGAAAUGAUCCAUUCCGGGACCAACACAAGUUGUUUUCCCGACACGUUUACCUUCAAUACACUCCUGGGGGCCUAUGCCAGAUCCAAUGACACACAGAGAGCCAUGGAACGAGCACCCGAACUAAUGGAAUUGAUGCAAGAGCUGGACAUUCCGCAAAAUGCUUAUACAUUUACGGCACUCCAAAAUGUGUAUGCCACAUCGGGACACUCUGAUUCGGCAGUCAAAGCCUUGCAGGUGCUCCAGACCAUGCUCUCCAUGUACGGGGAAGGCAAUGUACUGGCCAAACCUUCCAUUGCCAAUUACAAUGCCGUACUGACGGCGCUGUCACGCAGUCACCACAGCAAACAAUCGGCCGAAAUGGCCGCGGCCAUUCUCGAAAAAAUGGAGAGUGAAUGGGAUGUCCGACCGGAUCGCAUGAGUUAUGCCUUGACCAUUUUGGCAUGUGUGCGCUGCAGAGAAGAUUAUGGUAUUGAAAAGGCCGAAGAGCUCCUGCUCAAAAUGGAAGCGCGAGCAGAAGAAGAUGAACGAAAGAGACAGGAGGUUUCCAGUGCCGCACCGCCCAGUGUCGUGUUGGAUGCCGAAUGCUUCAAUGUCAUCUUGACAGCCUUGUCCAAGAGCGCGGCACCCAAUGCCACUGAACGAAGCAUUGCCAUUAUGGAACGUAUGAAACAACAUGCAGCAGCGGGACACGAUGGGAUCAUGCCCACCAUCCGAUCUUGGAAUGCCCUGCUCAAUACCAUAUCGCGAUCCAAAGCCGACAAUGCUGGCCACAAAGCAGAACAAAUAGUGAAACACAUGCUUGAAUCGUACAAGAAUGGGAUGCCCAAUGUUCAGCCAAAUGCAUACAGUUUCACAGCUGUGUUACAUGGAUUCCAAAGGUCCCGUGACCGCAAUGCAGUCCAUCGCGCCGAUGAAGUGCUUCGAUGGAUGGAACGGCUCUACGAGGAUAAAGAAAUCCAGGACCCACCAGACGUAUUUCACUACACCAUCGUUUGUAAUCUCUGGUACCGAUCCAACUUGCCGGAGUCACCAAAACGAGUUAUGCAAAUCUUGGGGCAUAUGACGCAAAGAGCCAAGCAAGGGUUCCCUGAAGCAAAACCCAACGUAAAGACGUAUCGAACCAUACUCCAGUGCUUGGCGAAAAGUGGGAGACCGGGGGAAGCAGAGGGGCUGCUGGACAGUCUCAUUCGCUUAGAAGAACGAGGAGACGAACGGUACCUUGAUGAAUACACCUUCAAUUCACUCAUUAGCGCGUUGUGCAGGAGCAAAACAAAAGGUGGUGGCAAACGAGCCGAGGCAAUAUUGGAGAGAAUGCUGGACUACAGUGAGGACCGACCAGAUUGCAAGCCAGACAUUCGCAGCUUUACCAAUAUCAUACUGCACUACAAAAUCAGUACUCUCCCGGACGCUCCUUACAAAGCCGAGUAUCUGCUCAACCGAAUGGUGUCACUUUUCAAAUCAGGAUACUUUCCCGAUAGUCAACCCGACAACUUUGCCUUUGAAACGACAAUGAACGCCUAUUCCAGUGCCAAACACAAAGAUUCUGGAAUCACUGCGGAGCGCAUGCUCAAGCAAAUGAAAGACUUGCGCGAAAACUAUGGUCUCUCCAACAAUCUGCUUAUUGACGGUAGUAUCAUGAGAGCCGUCCUGUUUGCAUGGAGUGUUUCCGGAGACGAAGAUGCCGGACGUCGUGCCGAGUACCACCUAGAUUACAUGGAACGAAAGUACGCGGCAGGCCAGCGAGACCUCAAACCCGAUACCCGUUGCUACCGACUGGUCUUGAACGCGUGGGCCAAGUCGGAUAGCUUUGAAAAGGCUCGACGAGCUUUGGGUGUCUUGAAACGAAUGGAGGAUCAAAUGGCCAAAGGCAACGAUGCGGUACAUCCCAAUGUCGUUUGCCAUUCCUGUGUCAUUAACAGCUGUGCCUUUACCAAGUCGAGCGAAGAAGUGGAAACCGAGGCCUUUCGCAUUGCCGUGACUGUCUUGGACAAAAUGUUGGCCUCGAAGGAUUGCCAACCUUCCUCCCUGACGUAUGGAUGGUUCAUUCAGGCAUGCGGGAGACUGCGAGCAUCGCAGGACUUGAAGGAAGAGCAGGUUACACGAGCCUGGAAGUUAUGUUGUGAGAAGGGACUGGUCGAUGGAUUUGUGAUCCAGCGAAUGACAGGAGCCACGUCGGAACGCCUGUAUAGAGAGCUGCUGGGGCCUGUUUUGGAGAAGCUAGACAGUGUAAACCCCAAUGCUACAACAAAGGAGGAACUGAAGCACCUGGUGACCAUCUCCAGCUUGCCCUCGGAAUGGACAAGGAAUUGUAAUCAAGAUGAUGAACGGGAGAAGCAUUUUCCAUGGCUUUCUAAUAGGCUUUCUAAUAGAACCACAAAUUUCUAA